Molecule: messenger RNA, 2115 nt
Organism: Paramisgurnus dabryanus
Lineage: Eukaryota; Metazoa; Chordata; Actinopteri; Cypriniformes; Cobitidae
Source: RefSeq, a predicted model, not a curated record
CUUGCUGUCGCUUGACUGUGACGUCAGCGCUGUCUCCCGCACCACAUGUGUUUGAAAUGGUUGAAUUUUCUUCAAAACAUAUUAUAAUUAACACGUAAAAAUAACAUAUACAGGAUAAGAGUAACUGUCUUCAUUCUACGGCUGUAAUCGUCACUUAAGUUAUGGCUUUGCUGGAGACGAAAAAAGAUAAAACGGACCAAGAAACACAAGCCAUGGUCAGUGAUGAAGAGUUACAUAAAGAAGAUGAUGGUGAGGAGGAAAAAGAUGAUGGCGAAGAAGUUGAUGGUGUGAAGGAGAAAGAUGAUGGCGAAGAAGAUGCUGAUCAGGAGAUGAGUUGUGAAGAUGAAGCUGUCGAUCUGGACGCUGAUGAUGAUGAUGAUGGGUCUGAGAAACCAAAGAAAAAAUGUAUUCCUGGUAUAGUGUAUUUGGGACACAUUCCUCCUAAAAUGAGACCAAAACAUGUAAGGAACAUGUUGAGUGUGUAUGGCGAGAUUGGACGGGUAUUCUUACAACCUGAAGAUCGCUGCAUUAAAAGAAAGAAAAAGAAAGCAGGAAGCAAUUCUUCUAGUUUCACAGAAGGAUGGGUGGAAUUCAGAGACAAACGCAUCGCCAAACGAGUCGCAGCCAGUCUGCACAACACACCUAUGGCCAACAGAAAAAGAAGCCGAUACAGCAGUGAUCUAUGGUCCAUAAAGUACUUGCACAGGUUCCAGUGGUGCCAUCUUAGCGAGCGGCUGGCCUACGAACAGACCGUCUAUCACCAGCGUAUGAGGACAGAAAUCUCCCAGGCCAAGAAGGAGACAAACUUCUACCUGGCCAGUGUGGAGAAGAGCCAGAACUUUCAGAAACUCAGGAAGAAGAAGGAGAAGAAGGGAGAGGCUGUGGAGGAGAAGUCCUGGGACUUUAAACAGCGGCCUACAGAAGACGAGAUCCAGUUGAAACGUAUGAAGAGUAAAGGCAUGUCUAAAGCAAACCUCAAGAAGGCUCAGGAGAAGAGCAAAGCCAUCCAGGAAAAAUCUCAGUCCAAUGUGUCUCUCCUGGCAAAGAUCUUCAACAGUGGCAGGGCCCAGGAUUGAUGAGAACAAUAAAUGUGCUGUUAGUAGUCUUCUUUAUAUUUUUCAGUCUUGGAAUGGAUGUUGGCCACAAAACUGAUAUAAAUCACAUGUAUUAACACGCUGAAAUCCCCCACCACAGCGGCUUAAUAAUAAACAGUGUACUGUUUUACAAUGUAAGAGGCUUAACCUUUUCGUAAGCAUAAUUCAUUGUUCAUGAAAUUGUAGUCUGAUGCAGACCUGUGUCUGUUUAUCACAUUUGGAAAGUAAUUAUUUUGUUCAUUAAUUGCUUUUUGGUCAUGUAAAGGUAAAAGUGUGAUUUGGACUGUAUGCAUAAAAUUGUGCAGCCCAACUGUUGUCAACACACAUUUCACGUCUUUUAUUUUUAUUUAUUAAAAUACAGUCACAUCAAUAUAAAGGACUUCAUGGGACAUUCUGUGCUCAGAAAACAGGCAUGGUUAUGUCCAUAUUUAAUAGAUGAAAUGUCCCAGCUGUAUCAAACAAUACAAUCGCUGUUAAAAAAAAAACAUCUAUUUUAUCUUAAGUGUUACUAUAGGGGUGCAAAUUAAAAUCUAGUUAAUUAAAUAUGUUGCAUAAAAGAUAUUCAAACACUUCCUAGACAGAGUUUAUCCUAGUCCCAGAUUACAAUGCAUGCUUAAUUUAAAAACACUUUGCAUUGACAUAUACGUGCUGUUGUUUUGGCUCAAGAUGCACUUAUUAAAAACUACUUAAAUGUCCGAAUACAGUGGUUCUCAGGGGGGCCGCGAGAUGGUGCCAGGGGGCCCCAGUUUUAUGAAAUUUUAUAAAAUAUACAUUAAUUUAUCAUGAAUUCUGUAUAAUAAACCUAAAAAAUAAGGCUAGUAACCAACAGCACUGUAUGAUUUAAAAUGUUUUGUAAAAUUUUACAUUUUAGAAUUGGUUUUGUCAUAAAUUUUCUUUGGGGGGCUGCGAAGGAAUGUGCUGUAGACAAGGGGGGCUCACUGAAAAAGUUUGAUAACCACUGUCCUAAUUUAUCUAAUGCCUAGUCCUGGAUUAAUCUAAACACGGUCCGGGAAAACGCCCC